Molecule: messenger RNA, 10414 nt
Organism: Talpa occidentalis (Iberian mole)
Lineage: Eukaryota; Metazoa; Chordata; Mammalia; Eulipotyphla; Talpidae
Gene: ARID1B
Product: AT-rich interaction domain 1B
Biological process (GO): positive regulation of DNA-templated transcription; regulation of transcription by RNA polymerase II; chromatin remodeling
Cellular component (GO): SWI/SNF complex; nBAF complex; nucleoplasm
Molecular function (GO): DNA binding; nucleosome binding
Source: RefSeq, a predicted model, not a curated record
AUGGCCCACAGCGCGAGCGCCGCGGCCGCCGCCGCCGGCACCCCCGGCGCCCCGAGCGGCGGCUCCGAGGCGGCCCUCGAGGAGGGUGCAAGCGCCGCCGCGCUGUCCUCCUCCGCCUCCGCCUCCUCCUCCUCCGCGGCGGCGGCGGCGGCGGCGCCCUCUUCCUCCGCGGCGGGCCCGGGCUCGGCCAUGGAGACGGGGCUGCUCCCCGGCCACAAGCUGAAAGCCGCUGGCGAGGCCCCCGCCGCGCCGCCCCAGCAGCAGCAGCAGCAGCAGCAGCAGCAGCAGCAGCAGCAGCAGCAGCAGCAGCAGCAGCUCCACCAUGCCCACCACCUCCACCACCACCACCACCACCACCACCACCAUGCCCACCACCUCCACCGCCAGCACGCGCUGCAGCAGCAGCUAAGCCAGUUCCAGCAGCAGCAGCAGCAGCAGCAGCAGCAGCAACAUCCCGUCUCCGGCGGCGGCAGCCUGGGCGGCGCGGGCGGCGGCGCCGCGCAGCCGGGUCCCGACAUGGAGCCGCCGCAACAUGGAGGCGCCAAGGACGGCGGCGCGGGCGGCGCGGCCCGACCCCCGGGCCCGCCGCUGCUGAGCCCGGCGCGCGAGGAGGACGCCGCGCCGCCCAAGAUGGGGGAGCCGGCGGGCGGCCGCUUCGAGCACCCGGGCCUGGGCGCCCUGGGCGCGCCGCCGCCGCCCGCGUCCGUGUCCGCGCCCGUGUCCGCGCCCGCGCCCGGGGGCGGCGGCGGCCCGGCGGCCGUCGCGGAGUUUAAUAAUUACUACGGCGGCGCGGCCCCGGCCGGCGGCGGCCCCAGCGGCCGCGCCGGGCCUUGCUUUGAUCAACAUGGCGGACAACAAAGCCCCGGGAUGGGGGUGAUGCACUCCGCCGCGGCCGCCGCCGGGGCCCCCGGCAGCAUGGACCCCCUGCAGAACUCCCACGAGGGGUACCCCGGCGGCCAGUACAACCACUACCCGGGCUACGGCCGGCCCGGCGCGGGCGGCGGCGGCGGCGGCGGCGGCGGCGGCGGCGGAGGCGGCGGCAGCGGAGGAGGAGGAGGAGGAGGAGGAGGAGGAGGAGGAGGAGGAGCAGGCGCGGGAGCUGUGGCGGCGGCGGCCGCGGCAGCAGCAGGAGGCGGCGGCGGCGGCGGCGGCGGCUAUGGGGGCUCGUCCGCGGGGUACGGGGCGCUGAGCUCCCCCCGGCAGCAGGGCGGCGGCAUGAUGAUGGGCCCCGGGGGCGGCGGGGCCGCCAGCCUCAGCAAGGCGAGCGGCGGCGCGGCCGCGGGGGGCUUCCAGCGCUUCGCCGGGCAGAACCAGCACCCGUCGGGGGCCACGCCGACCCUGAACCAGCUGCUCACGGCGCCCAGCCCCAUGAUGCGCGGCUACGGCGGCGGCUACCCCGACUACAGCGGCCCGGGCGCGCCGCCGCCGGCGCAGCCCCAGCCCCAGCCCCCGGCGGCGGGCGCGGCGGCGGGCGGCCCGGCGGCGGCCGCGGGCUUGGGCUUGGGCAAGGACCUGGGCGCCCCGUACGCCGCGGCCGGCCCGGCCUGGGCGGCCGCGCAACAAAGGAGCCACCCGGCGAUGAGCCCCGGCACCCCCGGCCCGGCGCUGGGCCGCUCGCAGGGCAGCCCGAUGGAUCCCAUGGUGAUGAAGAGGCCCCAGUUGUACGGGAUGGGCAGUAACCCUCAUUCUCAGCCCCAGCAGAGCAGCCCAUACCCAGGAGGCUCCUAUGGGCCCCCGGGCCCGCAGCGGUAUCCGAUCGGCAUCCAGGGCCGGACGCCAGGGGCCAUGGCGGGGAUGCAGUACCCACAGCAGCAGAUGCCACCUCAGUAUGGACAGCAAGGUGUGAGUGGGUACUGCCAGCAGGGCCAGCAGCCCUAUUACAACCAGCAGCCGCAGCCUCCGCACCUCCCUCCGCAGGCGCAGUAUCUGCCCUCCCAGCCCCAGCAGAGGUACCAACCGCAGCAGGACAUGUCUCAGGAAGGCUAUGGAACUAGGUCUCAACCUCCUCUGGCUCCUGGAAAACCAAACCAUGAAGACUUGAACUUAAUGCAGCAAGAAAGACCAUCGAGUUUACCAGUUGAAGUCCUGACCUCGGAGGACACGGCCUUUGGACUCAAGGACCUGUCUGGCUCCAUCGAUGACCUGCCCACGGGAACGGAAGCCACUCUGAGCUCAGCCGUCAGCGCAUCCGGGUCCACGAGCAGCCAGGGGGAUCAGAGCAACCCAGCCCAGUCGCCUUUCUCUCCGCACGCCUCCCCCCACCUCUCCAGCAUCCCUGGCGGCCCUUCGCCUUCUCCUGUGGGCUCGCCUGUAGGAAGCAACCAGUCCCGAUCGGGCCCGAUUUCCCCCGCAAGUAUUCCAGGCAGUCAGAUGCCUCCUCAGCCACCUGGGAGCCAGUCAGAAUCCAGUUCCCAUCCUGCCUUGAGCCAGUCUCCAAUGCCACAGGAAAGAGGUUUUAUGGCAGGCACACAGAGAAACGCUCAGCUGUCUCAGUAUGGACCUCAGCAGACAGGACCAUCCAUGUCGCCUCAUCCUUCUCCCGGAGGCCAGAUGCACCCUGGAAUCAGUAGCUUUCAGCAGAGUAACUCGAGUGGGGCUUACGGUCCACAGAUGAGCCAGUAUGGACCACAAGGUAACUACUCCAGACCCCCAACGUAUAGUGGGGUGCCCAGUGCAAGCUACAGCGGCCCAGGGCCCGGCAUGGGCAUCAAUGCCAACAACCAGAUGCAUGGACAAGGGCCAGGCCAGCCUUGUGGCGCCCUGCCCCUGGGACGCGUGCCCUCUGCGGGGAUGCAGAACAGACCGUUUCCUGGAAAUAUGAGCAGCAUGACCCCCAGCUCUCCCGGCAUGUCUCAGCAGGGAGGGCCAGGAAUGGGGCCGCCGAUGCCCACCGUGAACCGUAAGGCACAGGAGGCAGCCGCUGCAGUGAUGCAGGCCGCUGCAAACUCGGCACAAAGCAGGCAAGGCAGUUUUUCCGGCAUGAAUCCGAGUGGACUUAUGGCUUCCAGCUCUCCCUACAGCCAGCCCAUGAACAACAGCUCUGGGCUGAUGAACACCCAGGCGCCCCCCUACAGCAUGACGCCCAAUAUGGUGAACAGCUCAACAGCAUCUAUGGGUCUUGCAGAUAUGAUGUCUUCUGGUGACUCCAAGCUGUCCGUCCCUCUCAAAGCCGACGGUAAAGAAGAAGGCGCUGCCCAGCCCGAGAGCAAGUCGAAGGAUAGCUACAGCUCUCAGGGUAUUUCUCAGCCCCCAACCCCAGGCAACCUGCCAGUCCCUUCCCCAAUGUCCCCCAGCUCUGCUAGCAUCUCCUCAUUUCAUGGAGAUGAAAGUGAUAGCAUUAGCAGCCCAGGCUGGCCCAAGACUCCAUCAAGCCCUAAGUCCAGCUCAUCCACCACCACUGGCGAAAAGAUCACAAAGGUGUAUGAGCUGGGAAAUGAGCCCGAGAGGAAGCUGUGGGUCGACCGGUACCUCACCUUCAUGGAGGAGAGGGGCUCCCCUGUCUCCAGUCUGCCGGCCGUGGGCAAAAAGCCCCUGGAUCUGUUCCGGCUGUAUGUCUGCGUCAAAGAGAUCGGAGGACUGGCGCAGGUUAAUAAAAACAAGAAGUGGCGUGAGCUGGCCACCAACCUGAACGUUGGCACCUCCAGCAGCGCAGCAAGCUCCCUGAAAAAGCAGUAUAUUCAGUACCUGUUUGCCUUCGAGUGCAAGAUUGAGCGAGGGGAGGAGCCCCCGCCGGAAGUCUUCAGCACCGGGGACACGAAGAAGCAGCCCAAGCUCCAGCCGCCAUCUCCUGCUAACUCAGGAUCCCUGCAAGGGCCACAGACACCCCAGUCAACUGGCAGUAAUUCCAUGGCAGAAGUUCCGGGUGACCUGAAGCCACCUACUCCCGCCUCCACCCCUCACGGACAGACCCCAAUGCCAGGUGGAAGGAGCAGCACAGUCAGUGUGCACGACCCCUUCUCAGAUGCCAGCGACUCAUCGUUCCCAAAGCGCAACUCCAUGACGCCGAGUGCCCCGUACCAGCAGGGCAUGGGCAUGCCGGACGUGAUGGGCAGGAUGCCCUACGAACCCAACAAGGACCCCUUUGGAGGAAUGAGAAAAGUGCCUGGAAGCAGUGAGCCCUUUAUGACGCAAGGACAGAUGCCCACCGGCGGUAUGCAGGACAUGUACAACCAAAGUCCCUCCGGGCCCAUGUCCAGCUUGGGCAUGGGGCAGCGGCAGCAGUUUCCCUAUGGAGCCAGCUAUGAUCGAAGGCAUGAACCUUAUGGGCAGCAGUACCCAGGCCAAGGCCCUCCCUCAGGACAGCCGCCAUAUGGAGGACACCAACCUGGCCUGUACCCACAGCAGCCGAACUACAAACGCCAUAUGGACGGCAUGUAUGGGCCUCCAGCCAAGCGCCACGAGGGAGACAUGUACAACAUGCAGUACGGCAGCCAGCAGCAGGAGCUGUACAACCAGUAUGGCGGCUCCUACUCCGGCCCGGACCGCAGGCCCCUCCAGGGACAGUACCCGUACCCCUACAACAGAGAGAGGAUGCAGGGCCCGGGGCAGAUGCAGCCGCACGGGAUCCCGCCGCAGAUGAUGGGCGGCCCGAUGCAGUCGUCCUCCAGCGAAGGGCCUCAGCAGAGCAUGUGGGCGACACGCAACGAUAUGCCUUACCCCUACCAGAACCGGCAAGGCCCUGGCGGGCCUGCACAGGCCCCUCCCUACCCCGGCAUGAACCGCACGGAUGAUAUGAUGGUACCUGAUCAAAGAAUAAAUCACGAGAGCCAGUGGCCUUCUCACGUCAGCCAACGUCAGCCUUAUAUGUCAUCGUCAGCCUCCAUGCAGCCCAUCACGCGCCCGCCUCAGUCAUCCUACCAGACACCGCCGUCACUGCCAAACCACAUCUCCAGGGCGCCCAGCCCCGCCUCCUUCCAGCGCUCCUUGGAGAGCCGCAUGUCUCCCAGCAAGUCUCCCUUUCUGCCCUCUAUGAAGAUGCAGAAGGUCAUGCCCACCGUCCCCACGUCCCAGGUCGCCGGGCCGCCCACCCAGCCACCCCCCAUCAGGAGGGAGAUCACCUUUCCUCCCGGCUCAGUAGAAGCAUCACAGCCAGUCUUGAAACAAAGGCGGAAGAUUACCUCAAAAGAUAUCGUUACUCCAGAGGCCUGGCGUGUCAUGAUGUCCCUUAAGUCAGGGCUUCUGGCCGAAAGUACGUGGGCUUUGGACACCAUCAAUAUUCUCCUGUACGAUGACAGCACUGUCGCUACUUUCAAUCUCUCCCAGCUGUCUGGAUUUCUCGAACUUUUGGUAGAGUACUUCAGGAAAUGCCUGAUCGACAUUUUUGGAAUUCUUACGGAAUAUGAAGUGGGAGACCCCGGCCACAAAGCACUGGACCACAACGCGGCGGGGAGAGACGGCAGCCAGUCCUCGGCCGAUGACUCCGGGAAAGAGGACGACGAAGCCGAGUGUCUGGAGGACGAGGAGGAGGACGAGGAGGAGGCGGCGGACGGCGAGAAGACGGAGAGCGAGGAGCGGGGCGGCGUGGCUCCGGCCGGCCCCGAUGCCCCCGCAGACCCCCGGGAGAAGCCCAGGCAAGCCAGCAAGUUCGACAAGCUGCCCAUCAAGAUCGUCAGGAAGAACAACCUGUUCGUCGUCGACCGCUCGGACCGGCUGGGCCGCGUGCAGGAGUUCAGCAGCGGGCUCCUGCACUGGCAGCUGGGCGGGGGGGACACCACGGAGCACAUCCAGACUCACUUUGAGAGCAAGAUGGAGAUUCCUCCCCGCAGGCGCCCCCCUCCGCCUCCGAGCUCCGCGGGCAGGAAGCGAGAGCACGAGGGGAAAGGCGACUCCGAAGAGCAGCAGGAGAAGAGCAUCAUCGCCACCAUCGAUGACGUGCUGUCCGCCCGGCCCGGGGCCCUGCCCGAAGACGCCCACCCCGGCACCCAGCCCGAGAGCAGCAAGUUCCCCUUCGGCAUCCAUCAGGCCAAGAGCCACCGGAACAUCAAGCUGCUGGAGGACGAGCCGCGGAGCCGCGACGAGACGCCGCUCUGCACCGUCGCGCACUGGCAGGAUUCUCUGGCCAAGCGCUGCAUCUGUGUGUCCAAUAUCGUCCGUAGCUUGUCUUUUGUGCCUGGGAACGACGCCGAAAUGUCCAAACAUCCAGGCUUGGUGCUGAUCCUGGGGAAGCUGAUUCUUCUCCACCAUGAGCAUCCGGAGAGAAAACGAGCCCCGCAGACCUACGAGAAGGAGGAAGACGAGGACAAAGGGGUGGCCUGCAGCAAAGAUGAGUGGUGGUGGGACUGCCUCGAGGUCUUGCGGGAUAACACGCUGGUCACGUUGGCCAACAUUUCCGGGCAGCUAGACUUGUCUGCGUACACGGAAAGCAUCUGCCUGCCGAUUCUGGAUGGCUUGCUGCACUGGAUGGUGUGCCCCUCCGCGGAGGCGCAAGACCCCUUUCCCACGGUGGGACCCAACUCUGUCCUGUCGCCCCAGAGACUUGUGCUGGAGACCCUCUGUAAACUCAGCAUCCAGGACAAUAAUGUGGACCUGAUCUUGGCCACGCCUCCGUUUAGUCGUCAGGAGAAAUUCUAUGCUACGUUAGUUAGGUACGUUGGGGAUCGCAAAAACCCAGUCUGUCGAGAAAUGUCUAUGGCGCUUUUAUCGAACCUUGCCCAAGGGGACGCGCUGGCAGCCAGGGCCAUAGCGGUGCAGAAGGGAAGCAUUGGAAACUUGAUAAGCUUCCUGGAGGAUGGGGUCACGAUGGCCCAGUAUCAGCAGAGCCAGCAUAACCUCAUGCACGUGCAGCCCCCACCUCUAGAACCACCGAGCGUGGACAUGAUGUGCAGGGCGGCUAAGGCCCUGCUGGCCAUGGCCAGGGUGGACGAGAACCGCUCCGAGUUCCUGCUGCACGAGGGCCGCUUGCUGGAUAUCUCCAUCUCGGCCGUCCUGAACUCUCUGGUUGCGUCUGUCAUCUGUGAUGUACUGUUUCAGAUUGGGCAGUUAUGACAUCAGUGAGAGGCAGCAUGUGUGAGUGAAGACUAGAGGCUCCCGUAUAACUGGCUGUUUUCUGUUCUUGUUUAUCCAGCGUAGGAAGAAGGAAAAGAAAAUCUUUGCUCCUCUGCCCCGUUCACUAUUUACCAAUUGGGAAUUAAAGAAAUAAUUAAUUCGAACAGUUAUGAAAUUAAUAUUUGCUGUCUGUGUGUAUAAGUACAUCUUUUGGGGUUUGUUUUUGUUUUUGUUUUUGUUUUUUAAUUUUUUUAACCAAAGUUGCUGUCUAGUGCAUUCAAAGGUCACUUUUUUGUUUUUCCACAGAUUUUCUUUUUAAUGUUCUUUUCCAUGUUGUAUUGCAUUUUUUUGGGAAGCGAAUUGACUUUAAAGAAAAAAGUUGUGGCAAAAGAUGCUAAGAUGGGAAUAUUCACCUCACGGAGGCAAAAAGGUGAAAAAGUGUCAAUUUCCUAGGCGUGUUCUUCAGAUAACGAAAACUGUGUCCCAUCGCCCAAAGCUCAGUGCAAUAGAAACUUCUAGAAACGUAGGUAUAGGGGCUCCAGGAGGUAUGUCCGUCAGUAGUCAAACUAUGAAAUGAUACUGGUUUCUCCACAGGAAAAAAUGGUUACAUUAGGCUAGGAGCAAAAACAAUGUUUUUUUUAAGUUAAGAUUGAAAACACAAACCUGGCAACGAUCAACGGAAAUUGCUUCCUCACCACAGCCGUCAUGUCUGCUGUCUGUCCUUUGACCUUCCACAUGACAGUUCUUCACAAUUCCUUUAAUCAUUUUUUUAAAUAUUUUUUUUACUGCCUAUGGGCUGUGAUGUAUAUAGAAGUUGUACAUUAAACAUACCCUCAUUUUUUUCUUUUCUUUUUUCUUUUUUUUUUUUUUUUUAGUACAAAGUUUUUAGUUUCUUUUUCAUGAUGUGGUAACUACGAAGUGAUGGUAGAUUUAAAUAAUUUUUUAUUUUUAUUUUAUAUAUUUUUUCAUUAGGGCCAUAUCUCCAAAAAAAAGAAAAAAUACAAAAACAAAAACAAAAAAAAAAAAAAAACAAAAAAAAGAGGGUAAUGUACAAGUUUCUGUAUGUAUAAAGUCAUGCUCUAUUUCGGGAGAGCAGCUGAUCACAAUUUGCUUCAUGAAUCAAGGUGUGGAAAUGGUUGCAUAUGGAUUGAUUUAGAAAAUGGUUAUCAGUACAGACAAAAAAGAAAAAAAUACAACUAAAAGGAAGAAACACAACUUCAAAGAUUUUUCAGUGACAAGAAUCCACAUUUGUAUUUCAAGAUAAUGUAGUUUAAAAAAAAAAAAGAAAAAAACUUGAUGUAAAUUCCUCCUUUUCCUCUGGCUUAAUGAAUAUCAUUUAUUCAGUAUAAAAUCUUUAUAUGUUCCACAUGUUAAGAAUAAAUGUACAUUAAAUCUUGUUAAGCACUGUGACGGGUGUUCUUGAAUACUGUUCUAGUUUCCUCAACGUGGUUUCACAGUAGCCGAGUCACUCACAAGAUGCAGGGGCUCUGCCGCCGGGUACGACCCUGAGCCCUCACGAGGAAGCCCUGGGGUCGGCCGGGAUCUUUCGGGGUUACCUGCUUUCAAGGGGGAGCAACCAUUUGCUUUUCUCAGAUUCCUUAGCCAAUUCGUCUUUGUCCGAAGCAGCCCACUCUACGCACCCGGAGGGAGGGGAGUUCUCGGUGUAUCAGGGAGGUGGCAGCUGUGAGGUCCCCAGAGCUCGCUGGCCUGCAGCGUGACAUUCUGCCUUUGACUAACCCCAUCUUCAUUUUAAUCCAAGUUCAGUCUAGUCCAUGUCUCUCUGUGUGCCUCAGAGCUAUUUUGCAUUAAGUUUCUCCCACCAUGUAUAAUAUCUGUGUUGUGCAAUGUUGAAAAGAACCUGUUCUAUUGUAUGUGGUGUACAUAGUGCAAAGUGAUGAUUUCUAUUGCAGGGCAUAUGAACGGUCUCUUGCAAGAGCCUUCCUGCCCGGUGCCCAGUAGCUUUUCACUACUAGUUGCUUCUAGUCUUUCUUCCUGGAUCAUUGACUGUUCUGGUGUAACGAUCGAGUUCUUUGAAACUGCUGCAGAAUUAAGCUGUGAGUGGACCCCUUCUGACUACCUCUUCACACCACCCCACCAGUCUCGGCACACUCAGCGGCCCCGACGCCCCUCGCCAGCCCUGCCACCGGGCGCGCUUGCGCAUGGCGGUCCACGCGGGCGGCAGAGGAGCACACAGUUCCAAUCCCAGUGUGAAGCGUGACUUGUCAGUGUCACGAGAAAACUUUUUUUCCUGCCAAGCAGACUCAUCACCCACCACCUCCCACAUCACUUAGUCAAACGGUCCUUCUUACAUAACAGUGCAGCCAAAUACAUGUUGAUUUACAAACCCACUUAUAAUUCGACUUACGAUCCAUCUGCUUGCUGAGAACAGAUUUUAGUGCUCCAAGCUUAAGACCACGGAGAUUGGUAAGAGGGAACUCGAUGUUACCCUGAUUUCUUUUCUCUCUCACAGUGUGAAUAAAAGGUGUCAUCCUCUAACACCCCGAUUCUUUUGUCAGUCAAACGAGUACAAUCUUUGCAGAAGACUGGUGGUCACGGGCUCACUUGUAAUGCAUACCUAGAGCUAACCAGUGAGCCACACGUUUCACGUCCCACAUGCAACGUAAUCUCUAAGCUACCCAGGAAGACUAGCGCUCUUCACUCUCACCCCCGUCAAGACUGCAGAAGCCCAGGAAGAACCCCACAGCCUGCCUGAGACCAUCUUACCUACAAACUGAGUUACUGCUUUGUCCUGAAAAUCAGUCGGGUUUUUUUCCUCUGAGGCUUUUCAGAAAUUGACAGGAUGCCCAUACUUUAAACGUGUACAAAAAAAAAAAAAAGAUAAAAAUAAAGGUGCAAAGAAAGUUUAGUAUUUUGGAAUGGUGCUAUAAAGUUGAAUCUGUCGGUAUUUGAGUGAAUUUUUUGAACGUUACGGGAGAGAUGAUUGGGUGGCAUCUGCUCAGAAACAACCUCUCAGGUGUUCUAUUGGAGGCUGAGAAUGAUACAGAACCUGUUCUAACUAGGGGGUGUGACCUGGUCAAACUCCAGCUAAGCUGGGUUUUUGAAGUCACACUAGAGGAUGACACUUUUAAAGGGAGGGGAGCAGUUUCAUGAUCCCUUAUCUUUGUGGCUUUGUGAAAAGAUGGCCUUUGCCCUGAAAUCCAUACGUUUAAAAAUGCUUGGUUACCUUUCAUUUCCCUGCCAGCCACAUCUACCAAUGCCUGUGUCUGUUUACUUAGAAGAAAGCAGAGCAAGUAUAAGUGAGUCAAAACGACAAUCCCAACGACCCAUGUUCUCUUUUCCCGGAGCGCGGAGGGCCAGCUGCCCGAGCUCAGUCUGCCACCCCCGGCUCACCCGAGAAGAGAAAUCCAGAGUCAAAUGUGCUUUUAGAGACACCAGCGAAGGUGUGGGUGUCAGCACGAGCUGCCAGGCU